CCUCCGCCCGCCGGGGCGCCGCCGGCCCGGGCCACCGCUGCAAGUGACGGGCUGUCCCAGAGGGGAAAUGCAUCCUGAAUGGGGCUGAGGCCCCCUGCACGGGAAUAUGCAGCCUCGGCACCGCGGAGGCAGCACCAGGGCAGCGGCCGGCGCGCGGCGGAAUGGUGGCAACGUUCAAGAUCGCCGUGCUGGGAGCCCAGGGCGUGGGCAAGAGUGCCAUAGUCCGGCAGUUCCUCUACAACGAGUUCAGCGAGGUCUGCGUGCCCACCACGGCCCGCCGCGUCUACCUGCCUGCCGUGGUCAUGAACGGCCACGUCCACGACCUGCAGAUCAUGGACUUUCCCCCCAUCACCGCCUUCCCUGUCAACACCCUGCAGGAGUGGGCGGACGUGUGUUGCAGGGGGCUCCGGAGCGUCCAUGCCUACAUCCUGGUCUAUGACAUCUGUUGCUUUGACAGCUUCGAGUACAUCAAAACCAUCCGCCAGCAGAUCCUGGAAACAAGGGUCAUCGGCACCUCGGAGACGCCCAUCAUCAUCGUGGGCAACAAGCGGGACCUGCAGCGGGGCCGGGUGAUCCCGCGCUGGAACGUCUCCAACCUGGUGAAGAAGACGUGGAAGUGCGGCUACAUCGAGUGCUCGGCCAAGUACAACUGGCACAUCCUGCUGCUCUUCAGCGAGCUCCUCAAGAGCGUGGGCUGCGCCCGCUGCAAGCACGUCCACACCACCAUCCGCUUCCAGGGCGCCCUGCGCAGGAACCGCUGCACCAUCAUGUGAGCCCCCCCUGCCCCGGUGGACCCCCCUUCCUCGGGCACCGCGGCUCCCCAGCGAGCACUGGAGUCUCUGCUCUCCGUGGGGGUGAUGCUGUGGUGGGAGCUGUGCUGGAGGCACCUCAGGGUUGGCUUCCCACUGGCGCUGGCUCCCUGCGGUGACAUUUGGGGACAGCGCACCUUGGGCAGGGUGAUGUGGUGGCCAGUGGCAGGUUGGAGCAGUUGGCUGCCUGGAGGUAGUGAUGGGUGAGGGAGGUCCUUGACUAAGCCCCCAGGCCCUCUCUGAGCCUCAGCUUGAGGCCAAAGCCGUCCCGGGGGGGUGUACAUGGCACCGGAGGGUGGAGGAGAUGCUUCAGAGGGUGCCCAAAUUUUGGCUGUCAGGUCCAUCCUUGCCAGUUCCUUCUCUGGCAGCACAGGGGCAAUGCUUGCUGCUGCCUGCCAUCCCCUGCCCCUGGAAGGGAAUGAUCCAGCACCUCUAUCCUGAUGUGCUGGGGCUGGUUCCAUCGCUGGGGCACAGGGAGACAGGAGUCCUGUUUUCCUCCCUGCAGAGCUGGGGUUUCUCCCCUUGGAGGACAGAGCAGCCUCCAGCAAGAGGCCAGGUUACACGGGAUCUCUUUUGGCUCAGUUGGGUCAGAUUUCCAGGUGGAAUUUCCGGAGGAAAGCAAGAAAGGAGGAAAAAAAUAAUAAUAAAGCCCCCAUCCUGCCCCUUACAUCCCCCAGGGUGCCGGGAGCUGCCUCCCCAGGGCUCUCAGUCCUCCUCUGCCCCAGCCCAGCCCAGGAAGGCUCCUCCUCCCGGCCAGCCCGUCGAACACCAAAUAAUCUCGGAACGCUCCUUACCGGGCAGGUCACCCCUCCGCUACCUCGCGUCCCGUGCUCAGCCAGCGGCCGGCUUUGCACGGCUUCCACCCAAGCCCCCGGUGUCUCCCGGGCGGGUGGGCAGCCCCCUGUGCCGCCGCACCCACCGGCGGUGCCGCGAGCUCCCACCCGCGCCGGGUUUUCCCGUGGUGAUCCUGCCUCCAUCCCGGUGAGACGCGGCCCUGGGAAGGCAGCCUCCGAAGCAAUAGGGAGCUGGAGUUGCAUUUGUGGUUGCAUUCCUACUUGUUUGUUUUUCUUUUUUUUUCUCUCUGCGUAUCCCUAUCAGGGAAGUGAGCCUCUCUCAUUUAAUUUUUUUAUUAUUUUUUUUAGUCUUUCAGCACGUUUUUUUUCCCCAGACUUGCAGCUCGCCUGCGUCCUGUCCUGCAGGGCCAGGUGGCAAAGGGCAGCCCCUGUUAGGAAACGGUGGGUGGGGCAGUGAGAGCUGAGCAAGGGGCCGUGGUUUCUCCUUGGCUGCCCCCUGUGAGGCACGGGGAAAUACCAUCCUCACCUCCUGAGGCAGGAUCUGUGGCUGGUCCAUCCUCCAGCAAAACCACCCUGGUGUAACAGGGAGGUGCAGGUAUUCAAGGUAUUCAGUGCUGCUCCGGGCAGUAAAGCAGAAGGACACCAGCCCCUCUUCCCCCCACAGCCAGGUGUCCAUCGCCCAGCAGCAUCACCGUGCUCUUGGAAACACUUCCUAUGAAAGGCAGGUCCAGCUGAGCUCCAACACUGUGCAUUCCACCACCCCCCCCCUGCUCCAGGGCCGGGGGGGGGGGGUGUCACCCUACUCCCUCCCUGCUUGGGGAACCAAACCCCUUGAUCGAAAAAAAUAAGAAAAAAAAAAAAAUAAAGAAGAAAAUUAAGGGUUAAAAAAGAGACAAGGCAAUGGGAGGACACGAUUCCAUCUCAGCCAGGAAGGGCAGUGGCACUUGUCACCAUCCCUUGCCUUCAUGGCAAACCCAGCUUCCCCAUCCGACCUCAUCCCGUCAGGAUUUAUGAACGUGUGCAAGUCCACUUGUAGACCUCUGGCUAGCUUUAUCCCUCCAAAUUGUCUGAGAAGGAAAUUCCUUGGUAAAUGCUAAUAAUAAAGCAUUUAUAAAGUGCUCCGACGUACACAUAUCAACGACUAAGCCAAUACAUUGUUUGUUACGACCCUGUAGCCUGCAGUUUAUAGCACAAUUAGUUACAGGUUUUUAUAGCAUCUCUUUAGUAUUUUGAAAAAAAAACCACAAAAAAAAGGUUAUAAAUAUAAUUGUUAUAUUCUAUUGUACUUUAUAGACAGAGGAAGUUAUAUUAGUAAUAAUAACUCUCACUGCUUCGUCAGCAUUUCCCAGCUCCCAAGAAAACGAGGGCUACAAAGAGCCGCUUUCCCAAAAGGCCAGGAGGGGGUAGGUGGUGGUAUCCUGGGUGGUGGUACCCCGGGUGCAGGCAGGGACUCUGAGGCAGGACGUGUCCAGGCACGCAGGAAUCGGAGCACUCAGCAGCACAGCAGCAGUGACAAGCACCUCGUGCCUCACCCCUACUCACACCUGUAGUACAAAGUGUUCCCACUUCCCCAACACCACCCUGGUCCUGCUGGAAACAACCUGCUCCUGGGCCUGGGAGAGGCUGGGAUGUCUCCGCCGCUGUCGCCAGGACAGUGCUGUGUUUCUGCCCCCGUGCGUGUGGAGGUGAUGCCUGGGUUUGGCUCAGCCCCACCAAGGAUGCUUCCCUUUCCUCCUCCUCCUCCUGCCCCGGUGAGCAUCCCAGUUGCCUGGACUUGGCUUUCCUUUCCCUCCUGGACUUCUUGUCGGAGAUUCCCAAGGUGUCUACACCGCCUAUAACUCCCUGCACCCCCUUCUUUGAAAUCGAAUUAAAAAUCAGGUCUGUCCCCCCUUGUUCUGUA
Molecule: messenger RNA, 3503 nt
Organism: Pipra filicauda (Wire-tailed manakin)
Lineage: Eukaryota; Metazoa; Chordata; Aves; Passeriformes; Pipridae
Gene: RASL10B
Product: RAS like family 10 member B
Exons: 4
Coding region: 162-773 (203 amino acids)
Molecular function (GO): GTPase activity; GTP binding
Source: RefSeq, a predicted model, not a curated record